Molecule: messenger RNA, 1952 nt
Organism: Setaria italica (foxtail millet)
Lineage: Eukaryota; Viridiplantae; Streptophyta; Magnoliopsida; Poales; Poaceae
Product: amino acid permease 3
Exons: 3
Coding region: 16-1644 (542 amino acids)
Cellular component (GO): plasma membrane
Source: RefSeq, a predicted model, not a curated record
UCCUCCACCGCCGCCAUGCACGCCACCCACAUGCUCCCCUCUCUCAAACCCCCCUACGCCUCUCUCUCUCCUUCCUCUGCCGUCUUCGUCUCUAUAUAUACCUCCUUCCCCGUCCUCCCCAUUCCCCCAACACCUCACAAGGCUACCCCAACACCACCACACCACCACAACUCCUCCAAAGCUACUCCCUCGCUCGUCCAAGCUCCCUGCUUCCGGGUGGAGAUGUCAACGAAGGCGGCGGCGUUGGAGGUGUCGGUGGAGGCGGGGAACGGUCGCGACGGGGCGUGGCUGGACGACGACGGGCGGCCGCGGCGGACGGGCACGGUGUGGACGGCGAGCGCGCACAUCAUCACGGCGGUGAUCGGCUCCGGCGUGCUGUCCCUGGCGUGGGCGAUCGCGCAGCUGGGGUGGGCGGCGGGCCCCGCCGUCAUGCUGCUCUUCGCCUUCGUCAUCUACUACACCUCCACGCUCCUCGCCGAGUGCUACCGCUCCGGCGGCGACCCCGUCGCCGGCAAGCGGAACUACACCUACAUGGACGCCGUCCGCGCCAGCCUCGGCGGCGCCAAGGUCAGGCUCUGCGGCGCCAUCCAGUACGCCAACCUCUUCGGCGUCGCCAUCGGUUACACCAUCGCCGCAUCCAUCAGCAUGCUGGCGAUCAAGAGGGCGGACUGCUUCCACGCCAAGGGCCACAGGAACCCGUGCCGGAGCUCCAGCAACCCGUACAUGAUCCUCUUCGGUGUCGCCGAGGUCGUCUUCUCGCAGAUACCGGACUUCGACCAGAUAUGGUGGCUCUCCAUCGUCGCCGCCGUCAUGUCCUUCACCUACUCCGCCAUCGGCCUCGCCCUCGGCGUCAUGCAGACCGUCGCCAACGGCGGGUUCCGGGGCAGCCUCACCGGCGUCGCCGUCGGCGCCGGCGUCACCUCCGCGCAGAAGAUCUUCCGCAGCCUCCAGGCCUUCGGCAACAUCGCCUUCGCGUACUCCUACGCCAUCAUCCUCAUCGAGAUCCAGGACACGAUCAAGGCGCCGCCGCCGUCGGAGGCGAAGGUGAUGAAGAAGGCGACGAUGAUCAGCGUGGCGACGACCACCGUCUUCUACAUGCUGUGCGGGUGCAUGGGGUACGCGGCGUUCGGCGACGACGCCCCCGACAACCUCCUCACGGGGUUCGGAUUCUACGAGCCCUUCUGGCUCCUCGACAUCGCCAACGCCGCCAUCGUCGUGCACCUCGUCGGCGCGUACCAGGUCUUCUGCCAGCCGCUCUUCGCCUUCGUCGAGAAGUGGGCGGCCGCGACGUGGCCCGACAGCGCCUUCAUCUCACGGGAGGUCAGGCUCGGCCCCUUCGUCCUCAGCGUGUUCCGGCUCACAUGGCGCACGGCGUUCGUCGCCCUCACCACCGUCACCGCCAUGCUCCUCCCCUUCUUCGGCGACGUCGUGGGGCUCCUCGGCGCCGUCUCCUUCUGGCCGCUCACCGUCUACUUCCCCGUCGAGAUGUACAUCGUGCAGCACGGCGUGCGCAGGGGGAGCACGCGAUGGGCGUGCCUGCAGACGCUCAGCGCCGCCUGCCUGUUCGUGUCCGUGGCCGCCGCCGCCGGCUCCAUUGCCGACGUCAUCGACGCGCUCAAGGUGUACCGCCCGUUCAGCGGCUAGAGUUCAGGGGGGCCGAACGAGGCGCGCGUGCCGUGGACAUGCGUUGUGUGCCGACUAGUGGAAGGUGCUAGACUGAAUAGUGGGUCAUGACUGUAAGCUUUAAGGAGAUGGAGAAGAAAGCCACUGAACUUUUGUGGCGUUCUCUCAUCUAGCACCUUGUAGAAUAUCAUAAUGUGUGCAAAACUUGUUAUUCAAAUGCACCCUCUCCCUUGUUGAUUUUUAAAUUCCUACAGUUUUCUCCUUUGAGGAUGCACAAUCUUACGAAAUGUGAUUCGGCUGCAAACAAAUAUAUACCUUUUGGAAUAAUU